Diospyros lotus (date-plum) is the source of this 2569-nucleotide messenger RNA. RefSeq lists its product as uncharacterized. The record is from RefSeq and is a predicted model, not a curated record. NCBI's taxonomy places the organism in Eukaryota, Viridiplantae, Streptophyta, Magnoliopsida, Ericales, Ebenaceae. Bases 33 to 2363 code for a protein of 776 amino acids. Gene Ontology annotation, molecular function: mRNA binding. Gene Ontology annotation, cellular component: cytoplasm. The transcript has 5 exons.
UAGCUCGCUCCGUCUCUCCGUCCGUGUGUAAAAUGGCACAGAGCAGCCUCCUCCGUCUCCUCCGUCUCCGGCGACUACCCGGACCUGGCCGGGCUCUAUUGCGUUUCCAUUGUGCCCUUACAACCAAAACCUUUUCUUCUUUCUCCUCCGCCCAAUCCGCCGCCGCAGCCACACCCUCCUCGGACCACCCAAGGCCCACUUCCCUCUCAGCUCGCAUGAGCUUCGUCUUCGACCAAAUCGACGUCAUUGAGAAAGAACGCGCUCAAAAGGACGAAACCCUCCAGCGCAUCCGUGCCUGGCGCGAAUCCAAGCUCCAACCCAAACCCGACCCGCCUGAGGUUCCCCCAGUGCCGGAGUCUGCGACCCGGAGUGGACCGGCCGUGGCCUCGUCGGAGGAGAGAGUGGGGUUGUUGAAUAGGGAGGUGGAGUUGGUGCAUCCGUGGCCGGAGUGGAUCGAGCUGAUGGAGAGGCUGGUGCAGCAGAACUAUUUCGAUCACCGGAGGAAGGACGAGGAGAAGAUGGUGCAGGAUUUAGGGUUCCAGAUGGAGGAGGUUGCCGAGGAAGGCGUCGAUUUCACCCGCGAUUGGAAGACCGUUCAGACCGCCUGCCUCAACUUCGGCCGCGACCGAUUCGAUAUCUUGAGGUCAUUGUCGAGACAGGAUAUUCAAAUUUUGGUCGGUUAUGGGUGCCCUAGUGUGGAUAAGAAGGUGGUUUUUUCUGCAAAGUUAUUGAGGAAACACACCCACCUAGAUGAAGGAGAUGUUUGUAGUUCCUGCAGUUUGAGGAACUCCUGUGAAAAAGCAUAUCUUUUAACUAAUAAAGAGGAUGAGGCACGAACUAUUGAUGUUAUGCGCACCCUAUUGACAUAUGGCUUUGACCCUGUGAAUGGAUCGGUUGUUAACGAGUCCCUUCUGAAAAGAAAAUCAGUGAAGACUGUUGUCCGCAAACUUCUGCAUGAGAUUGUCAAGUUGAGUGCAGUUCCUAUAGAUCCAAAUCUUCCUCCUCCUGUUAUCAAGAAGCCUCCACCAAAGGUGAAGCAACCACCACCACCUCCAAAGAAACGAGUUGGUCGUGAUGACAUUGAGAUGAAAAAGGGUGAUUGGCUAUGUCCUAAGUGUGAUUUCAUGAAUUUUGCCAAGAAUGUCGUGUGCCUGCAGUGUGAUGCCAACCGUCCCAAGAGACAGCUGCUUCCAGGAGAAUGGGAAUGCCCACAGUGCAAUUUCUUGAAUUACAGGAGAAAUGUGGUAUGUUUUCAUUGUGAACACAAGCGUCCACCAGAUGAAUAUAUGGAGAAUCAAUUGCAAGACAGGCAACGUGGUCCCAGAAGGAACCCAGAGAAGAUUGCCAGCAGAGCAGAGGUUUCUAAUGCAUGGAAUUUUGAUUUUGACGACGACGAAUCUGAUGGGGCAGAUGUUGCUGCUUUUGAGCAUGCAGAUUCUCAUAAGCUAGAUGAAGAUUUUCCCAUACAUGGUCAGAUUCAGGGAGAGAAUUUUAAGGGGUCUGAAGAAGAUUCCUUUAUGCCUAGCAGAACUCCCAAGGCAAAUGGAAAUAAGAAACCUGGGAGAGGGUUUGAUGAUUUUGAUGAUGAAGAAGAUGAUGAUGAUGUAGACAGUUACGAGGUGGACACUCAAUAUAAUAAGCAGACACAUAAGAUUUCUUCUGUUGAUUUCUCUGAGAUUGAAGGUCACUCAGAAUCUGAGGAUGCUGAAGGCUUUGAUGAGGAUAAGUCUGCUCCUCGCCGGUCCAGUUCAUGGUCACAGAGUAAGCCCUCCAAGAUGAGGCACAAAAAGUCGGUUUUCUCUGGUUCUGAGGUGGAUGAACAAGAUUUUGAUUCAGCUGAUGAACUUCAUCCAGUUCAUUCCAAAUGGAGACCGAGUCAUCUUGCUGCUGAUUCCAGACAAAGAACUAGAGGUAAGAGAGCAAUGAGCUAUGGCUCAGAUGAAGACUAUGGGCUGGGGGGUGAUGAUUUUGUGGAUUCAGAUUCUGGAUCAAGGCGUAAUAAUGGGAAUAAUCGGGAUUCUAGGAAGAGGCGAAUGCCUGCAAGUGACCUCUUUUCUGGGCUGGAAUCUGACGAGGAAGAUCAACCUCCUCCUGCAAGAGAUAGAUGGAGGAGGGGGGGCAGUAACGCAGGGCCAAGUAAAAGGGGCAGCCGCAGUAAGUUCUCUAAUCGUGAUGGUUUUAAUGGAUCAUCAUCACGUAGAGGAGGUGGGCUUGAGCGUAGAAUGAAUAACAGGGAUAGCGAUUCAUGGAAUUCCAGAGGCCAUAGAGGCAGAGAAUUCAGGCGAAGAGGAGGGUCAGAGAUGGACAGGCAUUUUGAUGGUGGUGAUGAUAGAUAUACAAGGCCGCGUGUAAAUGUACGAUAAGAUGGGGAAUGCCAGUAUCUAUGACUAGUUGUCGUCUUGGUUUUGGUUCUUGUUUAUUACUGGUUCAUCAAUCUAUUAAUAGAUGAAAUGGUUUUGGUUAACUUGAAAGAAUAUGUGGCCUGCUUGUAAGAACACGCGAAAACAAUUGUCCAGUGCUAUUCCGAUCUGAUGAUGCAUUAUUGGCUGCAAAUUUGCUGUUUGAACUA